This is a messenger RNA of Megalobrama amblycephala (Wuchang bream), 3369 nucleotides long. RefSeq names its product scavenger receptor cysteine-rich type 1 protein M130-like. The transcript has 19 exons. The coding region runs from base 1 to 3369 and encodes 1122 amino acids. Gene Ontology annotation, cellular component: membrane. The record is from RefSeq and is a predicted model, not a curated record. Lineage: Eukaryota; Metazoa; Chordata; Actinopteri; Cypriniformes; Xenocyprididae.
AUGUCACCAAUGCAGGUGUUGGGCUUUGAUGCUGUAAAUAAACUGGAGAGUUUCCUGUCUCCUGUAAGUGUCGUGGGUGUGAGAGGAUGUCUGUACUUCAGUAUCAUCAGUGCGGAGAAGCUUGAACUGGAUGUUGAAUUAAUCAAGCAGAGAGAGAUGGAGAGAUGCCUGACACUCAUUUUACUGACUACAGUUGUAAAACUCAUCACAGCUGGUACACAAGAAGGAGGUGUGAAUGUGAGGCUGGUUGGUGGUCACAGUCGCUGUGCUGGUAGAGUGGAGGCUCAUCAUAGAGGUCAGUGGGGAACAGUGUGUGAUGAUGACUGGGAUUUGGCUGCUGCUGCAGUGGUGUGUAGAGAGCUGGACUGUGGAGAACCUGUAGAUGCUCUGGCUGAUGCUCGUUUUGGACCAGGAUCAGGACCAAUCUGGAUGAGUUUUGUUAUAUGUGCUGGAUCAGAGUCUACACUGAAGAACUGUGGGUCAGGAGGAUGGGGUAUAAGCAACUGUGAUCAUACUAAAGAUGCUGGAGUCAUCUGCUCAGAAGUCAGGCUGGUUGGAGGUUCUCGCUGCUCUGGGAGGUUAGAGAUACUUGAUGAUCAGACGUGGGUUUCAGUGUGUGCUGCUGCCUUUGACCAGCAGGAUGCAGAGGUUGUGUGUAGAGAGCUGGACUGUGGGGCUCCUGUACAGGUGCUGGGAGAAGAUGCUUUUGGAAAAGGAGACGCUCAGAUGUGGACACAAGAGAUUCAGUGCAGAGGAAAUGAGUCUCAGAUUCACCUCUGCCCAACAUCACCAUUAGAAGAAAACAACUGUUCACAUGAACACAGCAUUGCUUUGCAGUGUACUGACAUAAUAAAUGUGAGGUUGGUUGGUGGUCACAGUCGCUGUGCUGGUAGAGUGGAGGUUCUUCAUAGAGGUCAGUGGGGAACAGUGUGUGGUGCUGGCUGGGAUUUGGCUGAUGCUGCAGUGGUGUGUAGAGAGCUGGACUGUGGAGAACCUGUAGAUGCUCUGGGUGAUGCCCAUCUUGGACUGGGAUCAAAACUGUUUAGGAUGAAAAAUGCAAUGUGUACUGGUUCAGAGUCUACACUUAAGAAAUGUGGAUUCUUAAAACCAACUGAUCCUGAUGUGUGUCUUGAUAAAAGCGCUCAAGUCAUUUGUUCAGAAGUCAGGCUGGUUGGAGGUUCUCGCUGCUCUGGGAGGUUAGAGAUACUUGAUGAUCAGACGUGGGUUUCAGUGUGUGCUGCUGCCUUUGACCAGCAGGAUGCAGAGGUUGUGUGUAGAGAGCUGGACUGUGGGGCUCCUGUACAGGUGCUGGGAGAAGAUGCUUUUGGAAAAGGAGAUGCUCAGAUGUGGACACAAGAGAUUCAGUGCAGAGGAAAUGAGUCUCAGAUUUCAUUCUGUUCAAUAUCAUUGCCACAGAAACACAACUGCACCAGUGACAAUAAUGUGGGACUGAUCUGUUCUGGUUACACAGAGGCCAAACUGAUGAAUGGUUCAGACUCUUGUUCUGGAAGAGUGGAGCUUCGGUUCAUCAAUAAGUGGGGCACAGUGUGUGAUGCAUGCUGGGAUAUGAGAGCUGCCAGUGUCCUCUGUAGACAGCUGAAUUGUGGGAUUGCUGUGUCUGUUGUGGGAUCAGACUGGUUUGGAGAGGGAAGUGGUGAAAUCUGGGCUGAUGUGUUUGAUUGUGACGGGAAUGAAACAAAACUCUCAGAAUGUUCCAUCUCUUCAUGGAGUCGAGCUGAACGUUCUCAUAGACGAGAUGUUGGAGUCAUCUGCUCUGAGAGUGAAGCUCAUCUGGGGAACUGCAGCUCUCCACAAACUCUCAACUGCAGCUCCACACAACAGCUGUCAAUCACAAACUUUGGUCGUGGGUCCAUCAGGCUGGUGGGUUCUGGGGGAGACUGUGCAGGGAGGCUGGAGGUUUUUCACAGUGGCUCAUGGGGGACAGUGUGUGAUGACUCCUGGGAUAUUAAAGAUGCCCAUGUGGUGUGCAGACAGCUGCAGUGUGGAGUGGCUCUCAGUAACCAGCAGGUACCAGCCUGGUUUGGUCCUGGUUCUGGACCCAUAUGGCUGGAUGAGGUGGAGUGUGAGGGGAAUGAGACGUCCCUGUGGAGCUGCUCAUCUCCAGGCUGGGGAAAACAUGACUGUCAACACAAGGAGGAUGUAGGAGUCGUGUGUUCAGAGUUUAAAGAGAUCAGGUUAACUGAGGGCUGUGAAGGGAAUGUGGAGAUUUUCUACAAUGGAUCCUGGGGAAAUGUGUGUUAUAAUAAGAUGGACAGAGACACAGUGAGUCUGAUCUGUCAAGAGCUGAACUGUGGAAGAUCUGGUGUUUUGUCUGCUUCUACACCAAGAGUUGAAUCAGCUUGUAACUGGCUGGAUAAAGUGAAAUGUCGCCCACAUGAUUCAAAUCUGUGGCAGUGUCCAUCUUCACCCUGGGGACAGAAUGACUGUGGUGAAGAUGAAGUGGCCAAAAUCACCUGCUUGGAACAGGAGAGUCAUGAGUCUCCUAGAAGCUCUUUGUCAUGCUCCACAUCUCCACAUCAGAGACAGUGUUCAGAGCAUGUUCCUCUCAGACUGAGUGGAGGGGAGGGCCGGUGCUCUGGGAGGCUGGAGGUGUAUCAUAACGCUGUGUGGGGCUCAGUCUGUGAUGAUCUGUGGGACAUCAGCGAUGCUCAGGUGGUCUGCAGACAGCUGGGUUGUGGAGCAGCACUGAGGGCUGAUGAGAAUUCAGUCUUUGGUGCUGGUGAAGGUGUUGUGUGGCUGAACAGAGUCGAGUGCAGAGGGAAUGAGAUUCACCUGUGGGACUGUCCUCUCUCCCUGAAGAACCACACUGACUGCUCCAACAAAGAUCACGCUGGACUCACCUGUGCAGAUUUGUCAGUGUCCACUACUCCUGCCACAACAACAUCAUCUUCUCCAGUUUCUCAGACAGUGAGCUCAACAUCAGUCACUCGUCCACAAACUCCUCCGUCUCUCUCUGUGCUUGUGAUUGUACUGGGAGUUGUGCUCUUACUGCUCUUAGUGCCACUGCUUAUACUGAUUCAGCAGAACAGAGUGAUGAGGAGAGCUCUCUCUGAGAGGAGACACAGAAGCACGACUGAGGCCGUUUAUGAGGAGAUUCAUCACAGACCCACUAACAGACAUAGUCUCUUCACUCAGAGGGGAAGUGUCCUUUCUACUGAACAGCAUUCUGGGUAUGAAGAUGCUGAUAAGCUUCUUUCAGCAAAAUCUGCUGUAGGAAUGAAUACUGACUACUAUGAUGAUGUCAUCACCACUGAAGGACCAGCAGUAGAGCAACAAAACACACCAGAGAAUUAUGAUGAUGUAAUCAUUGCUGAACAGAGACAUCAUGAUACAGGUUUAUUUCUUUAA